CAGCUCUCACCGACUCUCUCAUUUCGUUUAUUUUUUGAUGUUUUGAUUUCUGAUCUCUAGUCGAUUUUGUACGCGUAAGAUUCCAUUCGAUUCGAUUCAAUUCAAUUCCCAAUUCCAAUCAACACAAUCCGCCGAUAGUUGGCACAAAUUUAUCAAAAUUUUGUUGUGUAGAGCAGAUUUAAUCCGAGAAAAAUCGUCGAAAAUGCCGAAGAAAAUGGGUGUCAACAGCAAAGCCGAAGCAGCUAGGGCACGGAGGAGCGCCACGGAGUCGGAGCGGAAGGAGCGCGAGGCGAAGGAGAAGGAAGAGCAGUACUGGCGCGAAGCGGAGGGAAACAAGCCGCGAGCGGCGAAGAAGCGGGAGGAGGAAGCCGAGAAGCGAGCCGAGGCAAACGCGCGGAAGGCCGAGGUGCGCCGAUUGGCGGAGCUGGAGGAGAAGGAGCUGGAGAAGAGCCUGAUGAAGCCGGAUAAGAAGGCGAAUAGGGUUGCGGUGCCCCUGCCGAAGGUGACGGAGGCGGAGCUGAGCCGCCGGAAGGAGGAGGACCAGGCGGCGUUGCAGCGUCGCGCGGAGGAGGAUAAGAGGAAGCAGAGCCGGACGGCGAAGGAGGAGGAGUACGAGAGGAUGGUGAGCGUGGAGAACACCAAUCGCGAUGAUUCGAUUAUUGAGGCGAGGUCGGUUGAUGAAGCGCUUGCGCGGAUGACUCUGGUCGAUAGUUUGCCCGUGGACAAACAUCCGGAGAAGAGGCUGAAGGCCUCGUUUAAGGCUUUUGAAGAAGCUGAGCUCCCAAAACUGAAGGCAGAGAAGCCGGGUCUGACGCACACACAAUACAAGGAUAUGAUUUGGAAACUCUGGAAGAAAUCUCCCGACAACCCUCUUAACCAGGUGACAACCAAUAUCUUUUGAAAGAUAAUUGCAAGAAUUGCAAAUUUUGCCCAUGUUAUCUUAGGUGCUGCAUUGCUGGACUGUUUAGCUAGAUAUCUAUUAUGUGGAUGAGAACAAGUUAUGAGGAGUCUGAGCUGUGAUUGAAAGAUGCUAGUUGUUUUGGGUGGAUUUGUCAUUGUCAAUUAAUUGUUUUAAGGAUAUGCCAAAUCCCUGUUCGGUGGUUAUAUUUGUUCUCGUGGAGUUUUUAUUCUUGUUAAAUGCAGUCUCUUCGGUUUGAAUGUGGCUCAGACAAAUAAAUGAUAAAAAAAUUGCCUUGUGUAAUGAGUAUCUAUCGGUAAAUUUGAACUGCUUUAGUCAUUGAACUCAGUGAAUUAUGGUUGAUCGAGUUGCUUUAAGAAUUUGUACUUUUGCUGCUUUGUGUGUAUACAGUCAGUUUUGCACAUUAGAUUGUAAAACUUUGGAUAGGAUGCUUCAUUUGAAUUGGUUGGUUUUGGAGUUUCGAUUGGAAGUAUCGUCUUCAAUAAAGGGAAGUUCUUAGAUGAAACAUUGAUGUAUCGUGUAUUUGGCUUUCUUUUCUCUCAUUGCAUCAUUUGGCUUGUGUCAUGAAGAACAGAAAAAUCCCACUAAUGUGUUGAGUGCCUAAAUAUGGUGUCUUUUCUACUUCUUCGAGCUAUUACCUUUUUCUAUCUUGUAUACUCCUAUGCCUGGAUCUUACAAAUGCUGUUCCGUACUCCUUUGACAGUAGGAGAGCCUUUAUGUUGCCCCAUAUGUUAAUGCUAUCAAAUCGUAUGCAUAACUGCAUCUGGCUCUUGCCCAAUUUGAAUGUGCAGGUCGCUGAGAAGGCGUAGCCGCAUCUUUUCAUGAGAAGCCCGAUGAUUUUCCUCCGGUACUUGUGGAAAUGAGCUGCUGUUUCAUAUCUGUGUGAGUAUAUGUUGAUGACUAUGCAAGACAGCUUUGGGCCGCCUCCUCCUCCUCCGCCGUGAAAUUUGCAGUAGUCCUUCUCAGCUCGACGCAGUAGGUUGAGAUAAUAAAAGCUUACUUUGUAAAAACCAAUUUAAAUAAGACCCGUAUAUGUUUAUGUGAAUGCAUCCUAAGUAACCUUUUUGCUUUGGCAGAGUUUAUCUGCAUGUAAUCAGUGCUGGUUUGACUUGUAAUUAAGACUACUACCCUUCAAAGAAAUUGUUUGCUUCUAUCUGCUCAAA
Salvia miltiorrhiza (redroot sage) is the source of this 2082-nucleotide messenger RNA. RefSeq lists its product as uncharacterized. Gene Ontology annotation, cellular component: nucleus. NCBI's taxonomy places the organism in Eukaryota, Viridiplantae, Streptophyta, Magnoliopsida, Lamiales, Lamiaceae. The transcript has 2 exons. Bases 203 to 901 code for a protein of 232 amino acids. Gene Ontology annotation, molecular function: transcription coactivator activity. The record is from RefSeq and is a predicted model, not a curated record. Gene Ontology annotation, biological process: transcription by RNA polymerase II.